GAUUCGUUAACUUUUCACAUUAUCUAAUGUCUCUUCAAAUACAGCCUCAACUGCUAUAUCGAGAGAAGCCGGGUGUUCGAAUCAAGUGAAAAAUCCUUGACUGGAAAUGACUUCAUGGCGAAAAUUUGGAAUGAGUUCUUUGAGCAUAUGUUUGCUGACGGCUAUCUCCUGGUCAAGUCGGGCGGCGAACCAGUGUCGAGUACCACCACGCAAGUCAAACCGAGGAAUAGCAGCAUUAUUAGUUGCAAAGUCGACGGGCGCACCGUAGCAUCUAUCAAUGGAAUCCUCGAAUUACGUCAAAUCGAAGCAUCCAAGCUUCUGAACAGCAACGCCAAGGUCAGACAUGAACAAGCAAAGUUGGCCAUCGAAUGCAAGUGUAUUCUCGAUGACAUUGUGCGAAGCCUUUCAUUUUCAAGAGACAAGCCACAUUAUAUUCACGGUGUUCAGAUUUGCGGGCUGCAAGCUCAGGUGUCCUCGUUAUCAUUGAUUGACUCGGGCUUAUACACAAAUGUUGGAGACUUCUCAUUCUCUCUUCCGUCUGAUAUUGAUGAAUUCGGAGAAAAUCUUCCCAUGUGGACGAGAAAGAUCUUAUCGUUUCGAAAUUCGUGCAUUUACAGCGCCACAAAUUACAAAUCCGCCGUAAACCUGGAAAAAAGGAACCACAAGAUUGCCCCUCAUGAAACUGUCCCAAGCCGCAAAAAAUUAUCAGAGUGGACAAGAGGAACAUUUUUCAUUCCCGAAAAGGAUCAGGAGCCCCAUUUUCCGGACGGUUUUCUGGGCAACUCUUCGAGUAGUUGCUAUGACGAUGCGAUAUAUGACAAAUACUAUUUGGACGAUGGAACUUUGGUCAAAGAAAGAAGAUAUGUAACUAAAAAGAGGAUGGACAAAACGAAACAAGACAAAAAAACGAUAACGAAGGAAGGCAGCAGUAAUAAGGAGGCUGAAGCCAACGAAUACCCCAAUAAGAAGAAAAAAGGAAACGACGAGCAGAGAAAUACUUCCACCGAGGCGAUAUGAUAGUUGAUUGCCAGAUGUGAGAAUACUUACUCGAU
Radiomyces spectabilis is the source of this 1052-nucleotide messenger RNA. RefSeq lists its product as uncharacterized. NCBI's taxonomy places the organism in Eukaryota, Fungi, Mucoromycota, Mucoromycetes, Mucorales, Radiomycetaceae. The transcript has a single exon. The coding region runs from base 115 to 1017 and encodes 300 amino acids. The record is from RefSeq and is a predicted model, not a curated record.